CACAGCCAGCGGGAGCAGGGACGGGCGAGGGGCUUCUCCCCCCCGCUCCGUGGCAGUGUUUGUCCUGGCUGCAGGGGCACACGGAGACGUCUGCGGGAGCGCCGAGCCCGGGAGCAGAGCCCCAGGGCUGGCUGCAAUACUUGGCUCCACCUCGGAUCGAGGUGGAUGCUGCACCCUCUAGCAACCAAAGUUGAUAGCAACAUCGCUUGUGCUGUGCCUAGAGGGGAAAGUCACUGCCGCAGAGAUCCUGAGGCCCUGCGUUUGCUCUUCAGUCUCUGCUUGCCUGGUACCAUGCAAAGAACCUAGCCUGCGAGCACUGAGUCUCAUGCACAUGGAUUUUGGAAGUGUUGCAGAGAAGGAGAGUGUAAAUGCUCUGACAGGGCAUGCACAGCAUCUCGCUAACAAAAAUGUGCAGCUGCAGGAUAGGAAUGAGAGGUUGUACAUGGGGCUUGGAGACCUGCAGGAGAGGAUGGGGAUGCUGGCUGGCUCCAAAACAGAUUUAUCAGCCAGAAUGGUCUUCAGCGAAGAGGAAAAACUGAAGAUUUCCAAAGACCUCGUUGAUCUCCAGAUUGAGACAAACAAAUUGAAGGAGCAGUAUGAGACAGAGAACUUUGAACUGAAAAAUAUGAUCUUGUCCCUGGAGAACCGUGUGCUGGAGCUGGAGCUCCGCAGUGAGAAAGUCACCGGGGAGCGGGACGCCUUGCGGGACCGGCUGCGCACGCUGGAGACCAGCCGUAAGGAGCUGGCAGACGAGUACAUCAUUCUGAAGAGCAAUUACCUGGCCCUAGGCAAAGAGCUCGACCAGGAGAUACUCUUUAUCUUUUGGAAAUGUGUCACUUCGCACCAGUGCUGCUUUGAAUCUCGCUGCCUACACGGUGCUGUGGGCUGGCUGCUUCUGGAGGUCUUGAAGAAUGAAGAGCUCAGCCUAGAGCUGCUCAACCUGGCCAAUGCCAAGAGCACCCUUCCCGGCACAGGGAGCUACCACCACCUCUCCCACGCCGCAGCCGAUGAGCCCUCUGCAGAGCCGGGAAGAGUCCGAGCAGUGGUGCGCCGUGUCUCUGCUCAGAAGGUGAAGCCAGAAGAUGUACUUGUCUCUGAACACAAGCAGCAAACCCUGGAAAAAAAUUUGCUUGGAAACCAGGAUCACAUACAAGUGGAGAUUGAAAAUCUGAAGAAAACCUAUGAUUCGCAGCAGCAGAAGCUGGAAGAGCAAGUGAUCACCGUGGGGAAGGAGCUGCAGGAGGCGAAGCGAGCAAUUCGGGACACCCAGCGCAAACUGGCGGAGCAGUCAGCAGUGCUGCUCACCUCCCGGAGCCAGCUGCAAGAGGCAGAGGCGGAGAAUUCCCGGCUGCAGCUGCGUGUGAAGGAGCUCAACGAGCAGUACCGCUCCCGGCUCGCGCAGCACGUCAAGGACUUGGCGAACUACAUGGACAGCAAAUCUAGCGACCGGACAGAGCCCAGCAAAGCCCCAGCUCACAUGAAGCACUUUGUGGACAGCAUGCUGAAGGACAUCAGAGCUUCCUACAAGUCUCGGGAGGAGCAGCUAGCUGGAGCAGCACGCGCCUACAAGAAGCGCAUGAAAAACUUGGUCAAGAAGCACGAGAACCUGCUGAUUGCAUACAGCAUGCAGCGAGAGCAGAUCCGCUCCUUGGGCAGCAGCGAUAUGGAUUCCGGCCCCGCUGAGCUCCACUUUGCCAUCACAGACCCAGAGCUGCUGACAAACACAACCCAGGAGCUAAACCGGCUGCGGGAGAACAAAGCGAAACUGGAGCUGCAGCUACACGAAUUGCAGCAGAAAAGACUGAAAGAAGCCUCUGACCUUCAGCCGUCACCUGAGCAGAAGCUAGAUGAGGAGGGCUGGGCAGAGGUCAGGAAGCAGCUCCGGGAGUUCACACACAGCACCCAGGAGGAUUUGGAGAAGGAGAGAAGCCAGCUGCUGACUCGGGCAAUUGUGGCAGAAGAACAGGUGUCAGAGCUGCAGGAGUACGUAGAGAAGCAUCUUGCAAGGUACAGGCAGGAGAUCCUGCGGCUGAGGACGCUCGCUGGCAGCAAGGAACCCCGCACGCUCAGCGCGGGCGCGGCCGAUGCUCCCCUGCUGCCCGGAUCCAGAAGGACCCCCAGCCACGAGCUGUAGCUCUUCCCCACAGCUCCACAAAGCAGCACGAUUGUAGGAAAAAUAAAAAAAAA
Messenger RNA from Oxyura jamaicensis (ruddy duck), 2187 nucleotides. It is a transcript of the gene CCDC78, whose product is annotated as coiled-coil domain containing 78. The transcript is spliced from 17 exons. Gene Ontology annotation, cellular component: cytoplasm. The record is from RefSeq and is a predicted model, not a curated record. The coding region runs from base 326 to 2134 and encodes 602 amino acids. Lineage: Eukaryota; Metazoa; Chordata; Aves; Anseriformes; Anatidae.